AUGGAGUCUUUUCUGGAAUACACGGAUGAGCUCGAGGGAACAUUGGCUUUGGUGGAACCGAAUCCCUACGGCCCAAGUGAUCGCACUCAGGAAGGCCACAGUAGCAGUAGGGUUGGAGAAGAGGAGGAAGAAAGCGGUGAUGAAGCAGACGAGGUUGCCGGUGAUGGAGCUGACGAGGAGGAUGAGGACGACGAAGACGAUUCCAUGGGCAUGCGUCCAUGUCCCCACCCUCAAAUCAACGAUCUGCCGGUGGCGACCGCCGUCCACGACAUUUUGAUUGCAGUUGCGCCCACGCUGCGGAGGCUCAUGAAGAGGACCAAAGGGGUGAAAGCUGUCUUGCAGCGUGGAUUCGAGCCACUCGUGAACCUUGAGGAGUGUGCUAGUGUCCAGGACGAACUGUUUCUGUAUACCGCCCCGGACCGCUUUGGAGAUCUCCAGGAUGAGGUUUGGGCAACGUGCUGGCCAAAACUUCGCCGCCUAUAUCUCUAUAACCCUCUGAUCGAGGAAGAGUUCUGGUCUAAUGUGGAACGCAGUCCCAAUUUGGAAGUUGUCAUGACGGGUCGGCCUGAUGGCAACUAUCUGGAGCCUGCGGAUAUCAAGCGCCGAUGGAUUUCCGCUCUCGAUGGUAACGACGACUUCACCAAGGAUAUUUACGAUGACACGAUACUUCCACUCACGUAUAUCAGCGUCGAUAUGAUAGGCGCCCAGCCGUCACUACUGGGUUUUCGCUCCGCUUGGAAUACAUUGGAUCCUGAAGAGCGUAUCCGAGUACUAGCGAGUGACACGCCACCUGAAGCCUGGUUGGCCGAACUCGGCAUUCCCAUAUUGGGAGAGCCUUGUCCGAGAGGCUCGGUGGAAAUGUGGGCGAGGAAGCAUAGUUUUGAAGGCACGCUCUGGGAUGAAAACGCCAUAGGCGCAUAUGACCCUCUGUCUGGAAGAGUAGGGACAAUACAGUUUUCAUGGUAA
Messenger RNA from Clonostachys rhizophaga, 966 nucleotides. The record is from the annotation of a GenBank genome assembly. Lineage: Eukaryota; Fungi; Ascomycota; Sordariomycetes; Hypocreales; Bionectriaceae.